GAUGUAUAUAUGGCUUUACAAAAAUUCUCUUUUAAGACCGAACACAUUGAAGAAGCAAUGAAAAAUACACUUUUAUAUGGUGGUGAUCUUCACUCUGCCCUUGAUUGGCUUUGUUUAAACCUUCCUGAUGAUUCCUUGCCUGAAGGUUUUAGCCAGCAGUUUGAAGAACAGCAACAGAAGCCUAGAGUAAAAUUCUGCUCUCCUGUGUCACAACGUGAACCUCCACCUCACUUAGUAGAUAACAAAAAGAAAGAGAAUGGCCCUGCAACUAAGGAGAUGAGUGUGGGGAAAGAGAAAGAAGUAAGUAUGAAGGAAUGGAUUUUGCGAUAUGCCGAGCAACAGAGUGAUGAAGAGAAGAAUGAGUCUGUGAAAGAGACAGAUGAAGAAAACUUUGACCCAAAUGAGAGGUACGUCCAACUGGCUGCCAAGCUUUUAGAAGCAAAAGAACAAGCAAGCGUCUCCAAGCAAGACAAAGACAAGCAAGGCCAGAAGGUAGCACAGGAGAAAAUAAGAAGAACUCAACAAGAAAUGGCAAUGCUUGAAGAACAUCCAGUAUUUAAUCCAGCUAUAAAGAUUUCGAACCAACGACAAAAUGAAAAGAAAAAAAACCCCUCACCUCAGCCUCAAGAAACCACUCUGAACCUGAGCUUGCUUGAAAAGCCUGAUGGUGCUGCAAAGGAAGACAAAGUGAAAAAGAAAGAACCUCUGGAUAUAAGAAAUUUUGAUUAUAGUGCUCGAAGCUGGACUGGUAAAUCUCCGAAACAAUUUUUGAUUGACUGGUGCAGGAAGAAUUUUCCCAAGAGCCCAAAUCCUGCUUUUGAGAAGGUUCCAGUUGGGAAAUAUUGGAAAUGUAGGGUCAGGAUUACUAAAUCGUCAGAUGAUAUAAUGACCAUGUGUCCGACAAUCGUAACAGAAGAUAGUAUGCAAGCACAACACCUAGCUGCUACUCUGGCACUCUAUCAUUUAACCAAAGGACAAUCAGUUCAUCAGUUACUACCUCCUACCUACCGAGAUGUUUGGCUAGAAUGGAGGGAUAUCGAAAAGAAAAAGGAAGAAGAAAACAAGAUAGAAACAAAUAAGCCUCGCGAUAACUUCAUUGCUAAACUAUUAAACAAACUCAAACAACAGCAACAGCUACAAUCUGAAACCCAACCAAAAGUAUCAGAGGGUCCUGAAGAUUCCUGGGAAAACUUAGUUUCUGAUGAGGACUUCAGUAGUCUCUCCAUUGAGGCCUCAUAUACAGAUAAUUUGGAACCUUCAAGGAUUUUAUUUAAAAAACUGCAAAGUUCCUCCCGAUACCAGAGGCUUCUGAAGGAGAGACAGGAGUUACCCGUGUUUAAGCACAGAUACUCGAUUGUGGAAACUCUUAAAAAACAUCGAGUAGUGGUUGUGGCUGGUGAAACAGGCAGCGGGAAGAGUACCCAGGUGCCCCAUUUCUUGUUAGAAGAUUUGUUGCUAGAUGAAGGAUCAACUAAAUGUAAUAUUGUUUGCACACAACCCCGAAGAAUCUCAGCAGUGAGUCUGGCGACCAGGGUUUGUGAAGAGCUAGGCUGCGAAGCAGGACCAGGAGGAAAAAAUUCCUUGUGCGGAUAUCAAAUUCGUAUGGAAUCAAGAACAGGAGAAGCCACCAGACUACUGUACUGUACAACAGGUGUCUUGCUUCGGAAACUUCAGGAAGACGGUCUUCUUUCAAGUAUAUCUCAUGUUAUUGUAGAUGAGGUGCAUGAAAGAAGUGUCCAGUCUGAUUUCUUGCUAGUUAUUCUGAAGGAAAUCUUGCAUAAGCGUUCAGAUCUGCAUCUGAUCUUAAUGAGUGCUACUGUAGACAGUGAGAAGUUUUCCAGUUAUUUCUCACACUGUCCCAUUUUAAGGAUCUCUGGGAGGAGUUACCCUGUUGAGAUUUUCCAUGUUGAAGAUGUAAUUGAAGCAACUGGCUAUGUUCUGGAGAAGGACUCAGAAUAUUGUCAGAAGUUCUUGGAGGAGGAGGAAGAAGUAACAAUAAAUGUUACUAGCAAAGGAGGAGGCACUACAAAGUAUCAG
Molecule: messenger RNA, 2037 nt
Organism: Eurypyga helias (sunbittern)
Lineage: Eukaryota; Metazoa; Chordata; Aves; Eurypygiformes; Eurypygidae
Gene: DHX29
Product: DEAH (Asp-Glu-Ala-His) box polypeptide 29
Exons: 11
Cellular component (GO): intracellular anatomical structure
Molecular function (GO): ATP binding; RNA binding
Source: RefSeq, a predicted model, not a curated record